This is a messenger RNA of Cladocopium goreaui, 2709 nucleotides long. The record is from the annotation of a GenBank genome assembly. NCBI's taxonomy places the organism in Eukaryota, Dinophyceae, Suessiales, Symbiodiniaceae.
AUGCUUCUUCAAGAAGGUGACAGUGAUGCCCUGCUAGUUCAUGACUUCGAAAGUGCCCUCAGUGAGACUGUACAGGAAGAUCCCGAACUUGCCAGAAAGGGAUUUGGCUCGCGAAACUCGUUCAAGGGCAAGGGUCCAGUUUCAACAGACCAAGAAGGUACCGUAGUGACCGAUGCCAGCCUUGAGACGAUGGAUAGUUUGCCUCUAGAGUUUUUGCAGCUGCCCAGAUCCGAUGAAGCCGCAAUCGAUGAAGCCACUUUGUCCGAGCCCAGUCACCCAGUGAUGCACUCGAAAGUUGAAGUCCCAUGUCACACGCCAUCAGACGGUAGCAGUGAAGUCAGUGUGAAUCCAGUUUGCUUUGCAACUCACACAACGUUUGGUGUGUUGGAUCUAGGUGCAUCCAAGACGGUGAUCGGAUCUGAUCAUGUGAAAAGCCUGAUCUGCAGCCUGGAUCAGACUUCAAUUCACAUGCAGCGGUUGGUGAUAGCCCGGCGAAAGCACAACAUACGUCCGAUUGUGUCAAAACCGAACACCAAGACCCGAAAAGCCAUGUCCCUGAGUCAGCGCUUGAAGGGUUUGCAGAUGAAGUCCGAACCAAACCCAUCCGAUGUAGCUCAUCUGAGCAUCCAAGACCUCGAGAACGAGAUGGUGGAUUUCGGGAAGAAAAACUGCGGCCGCAGCUACAUGGAGGUGUGGAACACCGACCAGGAGCAACAGAUGCCUGUGGUGGUCCAGACGGGCCUAGGAUCGACCGAGGGUUCUGGCCGUGUCGUCAACCCACCAAGGGCCAAGGCCAACGUGAAGUUCCAGCCCAAGGCAAAGGCGGGUGUGGCUCCGAAUUCUGGCUACCAGGAGCCAACCCAUUUUCCGUUGUUGGACGAAGAGCUGCAAGAGGAGAUCGAGAUGUACAACUCACUGACUAUGGUGCCAUCUCCCCUGAGCCAAAGCCCGGAAUUCAGUGCCAUGCAGGAGCGCCUGCUGAAUCUCGAGAAUGCUCUGACCAAAGUGGUCAAUCACCUGGAAACCCAGGUCCGACAGUUGGGCCAUCAGGCAUUUCGUUUUGGUCUGGCCGAUGGUGAUCUCUCAAAGAUUGAAGGUCAUGUCCCAGUCUCCAUUUCAAAGGCCAUUCAGAUGGGCCGCGGGAGCAUGGAAAAGUUUCCAAAAUCCGCCUUGAGCAGUCCUGAGCCUCUUCAAGACAAGGAGGAGAAACCUUGUCGUGGCACUGAUCGCACUCUGGCACCACCGACUGGGACGAUGCCCAGCAUGGCUCCAUACCGAAAAUCAUUGAUGAUUAUUCGAUCCACAGCAGCGGUGAAGUUUGAGACUCAUUGGGAAAAGUGGCCUGAACUUUCGAACCGUCAACUAAUACGUCCUGCCCACAGUUGUCGUUUGAAUGUGACCAUGUUUGCCAAAGAUCAAGAGCCAACAAGCACCGAAGAGUCUCAGAGAUCAGACAGCGUAUCGCCGAGCAUCACUGUAGAUAGCCCGCCUCAAUCUGAAAGCACCACGAAGGAUGACGAAGCUCGUCCUGCAGAACCAACCAUCUCACUGGCUCCAGACUUGACUCCAAGCCAUCCAUCGGAACAAGUCAGCCAAAGCACCAGCGUUUUGAAGUUGCCGAAGUGGGAACGCCAGAAACUCAUGCAGAUUCAUAAGAACCUAGGCCAUCCUACCAAUGAAAGACUUGCCAAAGCUCUCCGAAAUGCUGGACAACGUCCAGAGAUGGUUCAGGAGCCUGACCAAUUGCAACCGAAAGGGUUUCGACACCUAUUGCAGCUUCGCGAGUCAGUAAGAAAGGCAUUUCACAUCGCUGACAACAGAGAAGAGAUCAAUAUUCCUAAUGAACCCGAUAGUCCCUAUAGCCCCUCCAUAGCCAGUGAUCGCCGUGAAAGCGACCCAAGUCUCUCAAGUCCCAUGGGACAGCCUGACCAAGAGCCAGAGAUCGAGAGUCGCCAGGUGUCACAAGCCCUGGAAGAACCAAAUGCCACCAAUGAUCCGGAAAGUCACGAUUUCCAACUUCUCUGUGUAGAAGAGGCAGAUGCACUCGGCACCAUCGAAUCUCAGGAUCUUGCUUGGAGAUGCGAGUUUGAUGUAACACUUCCUGAAAAUACCAAUGUGGAAAACCUGUCAUCAACAGAAGCAUGCAUUCUAUUGGCAACCAAUGCCAAGAAACAAAGAACAGAAGUAAGAUUGCAUGAGCUCAACAAGCAAGAGAGAGAACAAUUCGAACAAGCCAAGGCAGCCGAGGUGGCUAAUUGGAUCCAGACCAAGACCCUGACCAAGGCCGACCGAGUGAUGGCUGUGGAACCAGUUCCCGAGAUCCGCAAAGCAAUGCAGAUGGCUCCAAAUGAAGUAGGCCAGUUGAACAAGGGAGCUUAUGGUUUGAUCGAUGCGCCAUAUCUAUGGUACAAAGCACUGGUUGGGGAGCUCACUAGACUAGCAGAGACCACUUCCUUGGCAUCCGCCUUGGAUCAGAUGGCUUGGAUCCGACUGCAUUGGCGAUGGCUACACGAUCCAAAGGUGCAAUGGCGAGACCCAGACAAUGCCCUGCUUCAACUAGUACCUUGGUUUGAUCCAACGAGUGUCUGCAGACACUUGGCUCAGGCCGCCCUUUUGCAAGCUUUUUGGAAUAAGGCGAAGGGGAUGCCCCUGGGUGACUUCAGCUACUGGAUGAACGACAUUGAAAAUCAGAUCAAUACCUACUACUAG